CGUGAAGAACGGACCAUGCCCAUGGAUUGCAUCAUUGCGCAGUGUAUGCUGCUAUUUCCGGGCUUCCUCGACGGGAAAACGGCUACCGCACGAAAGUCGUGGUGCAGCAACCGCAUGCUGCCGCCGCACUUUGUGUUUGCGGGCGAGCCCAACAACGACGUGUUCGCGGAAGUGACGACCUACUGUGAGCCGGGGAACGCCACGUUUUCGUAUCAAACGAAGGCGUGGUUUGACAAGCGUGUCAUGCGCGAGUGGAUAGGCAGAGGUGAGCGGCCCAAGCGUCCUCAUCCUGGAAUGCCUCAAAGUGCACAAAGGUGCUGCCGUACGGCAACGGCUUGCUGA
Phytophthora sojae is the source of this 342-nucleotide messenger RNA. RefSeq lists its product as hypothetical. The annotation marks the transcript as partial. The record is from RefSeq and is a predicted model, not a curated record. NCBI's taxonomy places the organism in Eukaryota, Oomycota, Peronosporomycetes, Peronosporales, Peronosporaceae. The transcript has 2 exons.